CCAUUGCAAAGUUACGUCGUCAGUUCAAUCGCGACGUGUCAGGAACGCAUUCUCUGAAUGGCCGAACUAUAUAAGGCUAAAUUUUGUGAAUGUAUGUUUUAUGUGUAUGUUUGUUACUACUUCAAGCUUAAAAGGCUGAACGGAUUUUCAUGAAAAUUGACAGUAAUAUAGCUUAUAAAUUACACUGAAGCGGGGGAUGAAGCAUUAUUUUUGUUUCAUCCUGAUACCGCGUGUAAUAUAAUGACCAUAUAUUAUUUGAAUGUUUAUUCAGUUAUCAUGUUAUAAAUCUAAUAUAUAAAUACAUAUAUUUAAAUACGGUCAGGCGGUAAGUGUGAGGGUCACUCGCGUGCUCCUUAGCGUAGGAACAACCGGUUCUGUAACCUUCCGUCCGACGCGCUAACAUCUAGCUAUUUACUUUUUGUUGAUUAACACCAAAAAGUAAAAUAACAAACUAAACGAAUAAAAUGAACUUUUAUCAUUUACUGGAAAGGUUUGACAUUUAUAUAGAUACAAACUUAUACAGUACCUACCAAAACCGUGGUUAUAAAAUCUUCUAUGUAGGUAUAGCGAUAGCAACAAUCGCGUUGACUACUGUCUGUAGUGGUAAAGUGACACCAGCGGAGCAAUGUCCAGGGGAGUCGUUUGAAGGCUUGCAGGACAGGAUCCAAGUGAAACCGUGCGGCAAAACACGUUGCAAGCUGGUGAAGAACACGAAUAUAACCGUCAUAUUUAAAUUCUCUGCAGAGGAAGAAGUCAAAACUCUGACGAACGAAGUGUCGGCGUUAGUCGCAGGUUUGCCGAUUCCGUUCUUCAGAGUGGACGGUAGUGACGCGUGUGGUGACGUGCAGCGUGCCGUCACGGGCGAGAAGGCGAGCUGCCCGCUGCCCGCCGGCCACGACUAUGUGUACACCAACGUGUUCCCCGUGCUUCCUAUCUACCCCACGCUCAGCACCAGGGUGCACUGGAGCCUGAGAGACGGUAACAAAAGACUGAUAUGCUUCGAGGUACCGGCGGUCAUUACGGAGGGCAAACAUUAAUUGAAACCCUAACUAGUAAAAGCACCUUGCUUGCUACAAUUUUAUUGGCAUUUUAUGAAGUGUUCACCACCAGGUACGCUCUCCUAACAGUAUCUAUUAACUAAAACAUGUAGAAGUUUCUUACAAAAACCUUGAUUUAGCGUUGAAGGAGUAUGCAUAUUGUAAAUAUUGAAUUAAACACAUUUUUAUAUUACUAAUCUUAAUUAUCUAAUUGCAAUAAUAAAAACAAAGUAAAAACGUC
Molecule: messenger RNA, 1278 nt
Organism: Helicoverpa zea (corn earworm)
Lineage: Eukaryota; Metazoa; Arthropoda; Insecta; Lepidoptera; Noctuidae
Product: ecdysteroid-regulated 16 kDa protein-like
Exons: 4
Coding region: 465-1037 (190 amino acids)
Biological process (GO): sterol transport
Molecular function (GO): sterol binding
Source: RefSeq, a predicted model, not a curated record